CAAUAAAAUCUACUGAAACGCAAUCAGAAACUCGGUUACGUUAUAGUCAUUUUAGUCCUUAGCAUGCUAAUCUGCAUAGCGUGACAUCAUAUAGAAAACAUUUUUGCAUUCAAAUAUAUAAUUUAUGAAAUAAUGUUCAUAAGGUGCAAAGUGUGAGACUGCUGUUACAGUUGAGAGUGAAAAUUCAAAGACCUGAAGAUGGCAGAGACGGAGGACUGUGAAGGGGUGAUUGCCACAGAGCGUUAUGGCUCACAGGAGUCAUGGAAAUACCUGUUGAAGGAUGGGAGGAUGAAGAGACAGAAGGAUGCACUGGAUGGCAGACUGGCGGGAAAUUCCAUCUCUGGCGUGUUUAAAAGUGUUUUCCUGCCUCAGGGCUAUCCUGAGAGUGUCAGUGAGGAUUACUUGCAGUAUCAGCUCUGGGACACUGUGCAGGCAUUUUCCAGCUCUCUGUCUGGCACACUCGCUACUCAGGCUUCACUGAGGGGUGUUGGGGUUGGAAAUCAAGAAGCAACAGUUGCAGCAGCUACAAUAACAUGGCUGCUAAGGGAUGGAACAGGGAUGCUGGGAAGAAUACUUUUUGCUUGGCUCAAAGGGAGCAAGUUAGAUUCUGAAGCCAAAAAAUGGAGGCUCUUCGCUGACAUUCUUAAUGACGUGGCAAUGUUCAUGGAGAUUGCAGCCCCUCAUUUCCCUCCUUUUUUCACUCUUAUUGUCUGCAUUGCUGGAAUAUUUAAGUCCAUUGUAGGAGUUGCUGGUGGAGCAACAAGAGCUGCCUUAACUGUCCAUCAAGCUCGUAGAAACAACAUGGCUGAUAUCUCCGCCAAAGAUGGGAGCCAGGAAACCCUGGUGAACCUGGCAGGACUGCUGGUCAGCCUUGCACUCAUCCCGCUUGUAACCGAUAACCCAUUGUUGACGUUCAUCCUGUUCUUCCUGUUCACUGUUCUCCACCUGUUUGCCAAUUACAAAGCUGUUCGUUCUGUUGUUAUGGAAACACUUAAUGAGGCUCGCUUGUCCAUAGUCCUUCAUCGGUACCUGCUUGAUGGUCAACUGCUCAGUCCAGUGGAGGCCAAUGAGAAGGAGCCUGUGUUCUUGUCGCUUGGAAGGACAGUUCCCAUAAAGUUGGGUGUGAGGCUUGGAGACAUUGUUCAAGAGCCAGGAGAACUGCAGCUGGCAUUGAAGAACAGCAAACCAUAUCUCAUUGCAAUCAAAAAUGGUACCGUCUGUGUUUGUCUGGGAAGCGAUGCUUCUGUGCAUGAUGAAAUCAUGGCAGCAUGUCAGGCCUUGUGUCUUCGUGCUGUGCUGCACGAUGAUUCCUCUCUGGGUGAUGCACUCAAGCAGUUCUCAAACACUAAGGACCCAUGGGAGUUAGUAUCACAGAGUCAUAAGAUGAUCAAUCAAAUUUUCCAGACAUUCCUAAAAGAACUAGAUCAAGCAAAGUGGCAAACAGACUGGACACUACUGGACUGGAAUGAAUGGCGUGUGGAAUGGAGCAAAAAGAGAAGCUGAAGCAAAUUAUGAAAGAAAUGGAAUAUGGAUGUUUUGGUUUCCACUGGUAUUCACUUUGAAACAUCUGUCAGUUUUAAAUGAUUUGCAAGAGCUCAGCUGCAGAGCUGAAAGUGUGCAGAUUUAUCUCAGUGUCUUAAAUAAACCAUACAAAUAAAAACAAACCCAGCAGGCACCUUGAUAUCAAUUUUAUGUCAAGUAUUAGUCAAGACUUGAUCAAGAUGCUGUACCAUCAUUUUAAAUUCAGUUUGGACAGCAAUUUCUUCCAGUGGUAAUUGGGUGAAAAUAGGAAGUUAAUGCCACACUGAAAUUGGUUUUAUGUAUAUGUAGGCCAAUAUGCUUGACGUUCAAUUUACAUAAAAUCAACAUCAUGCCAAUUUUUUUGAUGUCAAUUUGAUAUCUUUUCAACAUCAAUUGCCCCCUG
Messenger RNA from Sinocyclocheilus anshuiensis, 1924 nucleotides. RefSeq names its product RUS1 family protein C16orf58 homolog. The record is from RefSeq and is a predicted model, not a curated record. Bases 199 to 1503 code for a protein of 434 amino acids. The transcript has 15 exons. NCBI's taxonomy places the organism in Eukaryota, Metazoa, Chordata, Actinopteri, Cypriniformes, Cyprinidae.